AGGCAGGACUGCUACUUUUUUCCAGAAAGAAAAAAACAGCUUCACAAUUAUGCCACGUUGAGCAAACUCCAGAAUGAGUGCAAAACAACUGAGUGUGAGGAAAUGGAACUGGUCUGCUUGACUUGGAGAGGACUUACACCCUCGAUCACACGUUAUAUAAGCCACCAUGAAUGUUGAACAUAGGAAGCCAACGCUAAAAUGUGAUUCGCAGUGCUUUCCAAGACUGUCCGUGUACUCCUAUUCUCAGCGCCAAGCCAAAACAUCCACGAGCACACACUGCGCUCUUUGUGACACAGAGAGAGAGAGAUACCCGAUCAUUAGCGGGCGACAUAAAAAUUUGAAGCCUGUCUCAUAAACUUGACUCUAAAAGAAAAACAUCACGCGAGAACUUUGCUCAUUCGGUUGAAAAGGGCAAAGGAAACUGACUCAUCAUGCGUAUAUCCAGGACAGCCUCCGUGUGCUGGGUGGUGCUGGUGCUGGUGGGCGUGAGCCGACAGGUGCUGGGCUGCCCGUCCGGCUGCAAGUGUGCAAAGCAGUCGCAGCAGGACGGCUUGGAUGUUGACUGCGGUGACCAAAGGAUGAAAUCAGUCCCGUCCAAGAUCCCCUCCGACGCCUCGACCAUUAAGUUGGCCAAUAACGAGAUUACAAACAUUGGUGCCAAUGCCUUUCAGAAUCUUAACCAUUUAAAAAACAUCCACUUGGAGUCAAACCAUAUUAGUGGCUUUGACUCCAGAGCUUUCGCCGGAGCCAAAAGUCUGCAGAUGAUCAACUUGUAUGGCAAUAAUAUACGCAGUUUGCAAAGCAAAGCCUUUCAGGGCGUUCCUAGCCUCAAGUACCUAAUCCUGGGCAAGAAUAGCAUUCUGUCAUUUACCUCCAGCACCUUCCAAGGUCUAUCAGAGCUCUCCGACCUUGACAUGCCCAUGAACAACAUCACAUCCCUCCCAGCGCUCGCUUUCCAGCACACGCCCAGCCUGGUGAUUUUGGACCUGGCCUACAAUAAAAUCCAGCAGAUCUCACCCAAGGCUUUUGUUGGGCUGAAGAACCUGGACUACCUAAACCUAGACAAUAACAAGAUCACAACCAUUGCCCCCGGGACACUGCAGUCGCUCCAGAAUCUUGAGAUGCUAGUCCUCAAUAACAACAAUAUCAAGAGGGUGACGUCCAGCACUUUCAAAGGCUUGACCAACCUGCGUGAGCUUUACUUCAGCAACAAUAUGGUCAGCGUACUGACGAAGGAUGCCUUCAAUUCGAACAUCAAGCUCACACAGCUCACCAUCAGUGACAACAAAAUAAAAGUCAUCGAAGCAGGGACCUUUUCUACACUUUCAGGUCUGCAGAUGAUCUACCUGCACGGCAACCCCUACCACUGCGACUGCAAGCUCAACCCACUGGUGCAGUGGCUUGCAACAACCAAGACCAAGAUCCUACCCAACUCAGUGAUGAAGUGCUACACGCCAAAACCCAUGCAGGACAAGCGACUCCAGACGCUCAAGUCCACUGACCUCAAGUGCUAAGCUCCAAAUAACAUCCCUCUGAAAAGCUCCCCGAAAUAGGAGGCUUGCCGAGUGGUCCCUCGGCUCUCCGACGUGUUUUCGGGUUGUUAUCACGUGUUGUUUGGCAAGAUUGUCCGACUUUUCACUCCAAGUGUUGGGAGCUUCUUCAGGAGCUGAAAUGAAAUUCCUGAACAACACGUUACAAUCCAAAAACAAAUCGGAUAGCAAUACAGCACAAAACACAAACAAACAUAUGCAGUCCUAGAUGGUUGUAUCUGAGAUCAUUGAAUUCCUUUUUAUCAGCUAGGGUGUGACGUUACCUAUUAAAUUUUAGUAUUUUAAUAUCAAUGGAAAUAUUUUACUAAAUAAGGAGCUGGAAUACAGUACAGUUGAAAGUGAAGAGCACAUUGAUUGGCUUUGUGUGCAUAUGCAGAGAUGCACACAAUAAUCCCGCAGUAGUGCCAGUAUUUGGUUAGAAUAAGCAGCCAUGUUCAUUAAAGGUAGGUGAAAACAAAUCAUUUGUUUUGCUUCUAUAAAAUUAACAAACCAACUUUAUUUAUCAGAACUUGAAAGAAACAGAUUCACACCCUGUGGCUGAAAUGCAUGAAACAAAAACUUUUAAUUUUGAGAUUUUUUUCCCCUCUGGUUACCUAGGAACAACAUAAAAAGACAGUCAUUUGAUAACAAUCUACAAUGAGGGAAAUUAAUGCUUUUCAAAUACAUAAUGUAGAUUUGUUUUUCUCCUUAAAUACAUUUCAGAAUCUAAUUGUGUAUAUAUACUUACAAUAGAGCAUAUCAAUACUUUAUAUAAAAUAUAUCUGCAUGAGUUAUAUGGAUUUUGGCACUAAAGGACCAUGUGGGAUAAUGGCGGCAUGGGGAGGCCUUCAUCCAGAAGUAUAUAGACCGUGGCUGAUAAUGACAAUGAUACGCAAAACAAAUGUAGUUUAAUGAAAUGUUUUGUAUUGGAAUUAUUACAAAAAAUAUUUUAAGUGGUGUUUCUGACAUUUGAUUGCUCUGGCAGCAACAAUAUCAUUGGGUCAAUAUAUUGAUUACAGAGGCAAAACAUUUUUGUGAAUAUAUACUUCGUGAAAAUAAAUGCAACGAAAUAAUAUUUUAAAAAAUAUUUCAAAACAACAUCGUGACAUGGACACGAUUUUGUCGAUAAUGUAAAGAGUUGCACAUGUUUUGUAGAGUCGGGGGAAGAGCCAGUAACGCAUAAUGCCAUUUAAUGUGCUAAAAAUAGAAACCUCGAGACGAAGCAGCCAGAUAUGCAAAGGCGCAAGUUAUGAAUAGUUAAAUAUAUUUACGCUUGUCACGCGUCUUGUGGAAGUAAGACCUUUUUGAGAUCCACAAGUGGUCGGAUACUUUCCUCAAGACGCACGCUCUCUAGCGCUCAGUACAGCACACACUCAGAAGGAGGAAAGUCGAACCCGACACACAUUCACGCUCUUUAACCUAAAAGCAUAUGUUCGCACAAGUCAUAAACCGCGAGACAUAUGUGCACGGUCACUCAAAGCCAGGGUCUCCUGUGCCACAAAUGAGCCGAAGUUUGUGACAUUGCACUUACCUGAGAGGAAAGGUUAAUCAAAGGGAAGAAACGCAAACCCGUGAGUAGAAUAUAUGAUCACAGAUACUUCUUGCCCUGGCCAUGGAUGAUGAUAUAUGUGUGCACCUUGUCAACAGAGCUGCAGCAUAUUUGCAGGUGACUGAGUAAGGGGGAUCCGAAAAUUAGUAUUUUUCCACCACACCUAUAAAAUCCUACUCUGUUGGAUAUAUGAAGAUACCCUGUGUUAUUUCAAUCACAAGGUUAUGAUUCUCAAGCGCAAUAUAGUUGCACACAAGUUAACAGCACAUAAUGAUCACCACUGUGUAUUUUUUGUUGCUUUUAUGUUAAUACUUUUCGUUACAGGAUUAUAUCGAUAUACGCUAGAAUAUACGCUAGUCUUCAAGACAUUGCAAGUGUAAUGCAUGGACGAGUUUCAGAGAUUGUACAGAGAUGGAUGUUGAGGCUUGUUUUGAAAAGCUGGUUAAUCUUUUCAUUUGCUUUUCUCGCUUUCUUUAAACAACAUUUAUGUCACAUAUAACACGUGUAACUUCUAUAACUUCAAUAAAUGUUUCUAAAUUGCA
Petromyzon marinus (sea lamprey) is the source of this 3620-nucleotide messenger RNA. RefSeq lists its product as uncharacterized. Gene Ontology annotation, molecular function: protein binding. Gene Ontology annotation, cellular component: plasma membrane. The record is from RefSeq and is a predicted model, not a curated record. Lineage: Eukaryota; Metazoa; Chordata; Hyperoartia; Petromyzontiformes; Petromyzontidae.